This is a messenger RNA of Acanthaster planci (crown-of-thorns starfish), 2071 nucleotides long. RefSeq lists its product as uncharacterized. The record is from RefSeq and is a predicted model, not a curated record. NCBI's taxonomy places the organism in Eukaryota, Metazoa, Echinodermata, Asteroidea, Valvatida, Acanthasteridae. Gene Ontology annotation, molecular function: DNA binding; DNA-binding transcription factor activity, RNA polymerase II-specific. Gene Ontology annotation, biological process: regulation of DNA-templated transcription.
GGCCAACACAACAACACCAUGGCCGACAUGUUGAACAGCCUCGACACCGUCUCCGCACUUGCUGACCAAAGUAACUUCCACACGGACCGGGGACACAACUCUAGCAACUAUACCACCAAUGCUGAUGGUACUCCAUCCUGCCCAAGUCCUAGACAAGCAAUUUCGACCACUUAUCAACCGGUGAUAUCGACUGGAAAUGUUUCCGUUUCGACUCCAUUCGUGUCUGUGAGUUCCAAGGUGGAUUACUUCAAAAUGACCACUCCUCAGUGGAUGUCUUGGCCGAUGAGUCAGACGAUGGAUCCAGCUACUGUUCGACGCAUCAUGACACCCCUCCAUAUUAACACAUCAUUUGGUAACGACUAUUUUUCUCAGUAUCCGCAUCAGGGAUCAGUUGGCGCGGGUGACGGCCUCCUGAAGAUCGCCACCAACGUAUACUCGCACAAACAAUCGGUUGAGGAGCCUGAACAUCAAGUUCCCUCGGUGACUGAACAGCAGCCAACCAGCUGGCCCACUAUGGCAGUCGUACCAAUCAUAAGUGGAAGAACGGUGGGAGUUAAAAGGCCAGCAUCGGAGGAGCCCGUCUCCGAGGAGUUCUACUUGCCCAAGCUCAAGCGGAGGAAGGGGCGAACUACAUUUACCAAGGAGCAAGUGGAUACAAUGGAGGCGCAAUUUCAGACGAGUAUGUACCUCACCACAGGGGCUCGUAGGGAACUGGCCAAAGAACUCAUGCUUGAGGACAACCAGGUCAAAACUUGGUUCCAAAAUCGGCGCAUGCGUUGGAAGCGUCAACACCCCCAGGUGCAUGUUAGAUCGGGGAAACAUCCAGCAUCAUGCCGUUCUCGGACCCAGGUAGUCAAACCCCUGCAAGGCCCUCCAAGUCAAACCAACCAGCUUAUCGUUCCCACCCCACCGCUGGUUGGCAGCACGCCCUCAGCCGUCACAGGUAGCAUAAAAACGUUUAGCUCCGAUGACCGACCGCUGACAUACCCUAUGCUACCAUCGUCUCUCUAUGACCACGGCCUGAUGGCACCCUCGGCAGCUCUUCAGGAAGAGUUUUGUCCAGCUCAGGCCCUUUACAGUGUCCCCAUUUAUCAUCGCUGUCCAACUGGAUUCGACUUUCAUCCCUGGAUUUCGGCUAACGCAGGUGGACCGCUUGCUGGCGCCCAUUGUGCCACUCGCCACGUGUAGGUUAGAUCCCUGGGCAAACCUAACAGACGGGCUGUUACAUUCGACAGCCAAUUAAUACUAACACAACGGGGCAAUAGUGGGAAGCGCAACAGUAGUCGAUAAAAUAAUGAGUUGUACUCACCGACUUCGACGGUUUCCUCUGACAUUUAUUUCGAAUGUUUGCCCACGUUAUUGUCGGAGAAGACCAGCACCACUUGGUUACAAAUACAUGUACGUGAAUGUAUAGGCGAAACAGACUGAAUAUGCUAUUUAUUUUGCAGAAGAUUUGGACAUCUUGGACUUGUGACUGUUUGAAAUUCAAGAGACACUUUUGAUGCUCAGUUUACGAUGAAAUAGGGGGAAAUUCCUUUAUCUGGAAUUUCAGGUUUCGAUUUAUGUGCACUUCGUGUACAAGACUCCUAGAGGGAUAGAGGGGUAUGGAAAAGUAGAUUGGAAAUUCAAUACACAUAGAUACAUGGGGUAUGCCAAAUCCAUAUGAUGCAAGAUAUGUGGCAAAGGGGGACCCCCCCUUCAAUUGUGGCUUCUUUUGUGUAGAUGUAAUCUUUGGAAUUCCUUUCAGAUUUCCGAGGGGGUGCAGUAGGUAUAAUAGCCAUAGGGUAUACAGCUUAUGCAUCACAUUAGCCCCCCCCCCUUUCCUUCAUAUCGUGCCGGGUAUCGCCCAAUCCUGACUUCGUGUAAGUCUGGUUCCCUGACCAGAAUAGUGCUUGCGACUCUUGAUAAAAUCUUGGGCCAGGUUUCGCCCACGGUCAAGUAUGGUGCAGUCACAACACAAGGAUCACCAGGGAAGCCCCUCUGGGUUGGAAGCUAUGUUAUUUCAUUUAUUUCAUUUUCAGGACACACUUUACAUAGUGCACAAUUGAACGAAAUACACAUCAAAAUCACU